Molecule: messenger RNA, 1979 nt
Organism: Esox lucius (northern pike)
Lineage: Eukaryota; Metazoa; Chordata; Actinopteri; Esociformes; Esocidae
Gene: marveld2a
Product: MARVEL domain containing 2a
Exons: 9
Coding region: 215-1927 (570 amino acids)
Biological process (GO): bicellular tight junction assembly
Cellular component (GO): bicellular tight junction; apical plasma membrane; cytoplasmic vesicle
Source: RefSeq, a predicted model, not a curated record
GCGUCAUCAUUAUUGCCGCUGGCAGAAUACUAGUGAAAUGUGGGAAGAGACAUUUUAGGAGAAUCCAAACUAACGUAGCAGGAGGAAAGAUAUUGGAGAUUCUUCUGGAUUUAUAUCCAGACAAGGUUUGCACACUGACCAGCGAGCCAAUGUAAGUCGUGCUGAUUUACUGCGUGUGAAAGAGGUAUUCCAACACAGGCUUAUCAUCAUCCCCAUGUCCUCUGGAGGAGGUCAGUACGGCCGCACUGAGCGUGUCCGCCUCAAACCCCACUACGACCAGGUACCACUAGGCUCCCUGCACAGAGACAGCCAGUCUAACAUUCAACCCCUGUGGUCCCAGCGGAGCUCUGAGCUAGCCCUGAGCGCUGAUCCCCUACCACCCCCUCCCCUGCCCAACCACCCCCCAGUCGGGCCAGAGUUUGACCCAAGUGACAGUGAGGACAACCCGGACACUGAUCCUGCCAUAGACAUCAAACCUGUCCACCGUUUCAUCCCCGACUCGUGGAAGAACUUCUUCAGAGGAACUAGCCUCCGCAGCAGCAAGCCUAGCCCCAUAUCUGUCACUGCCGCUUCCUCCAACAACAACAGCACCUGUAUAGGGGUACGCUGCUCGCCCCCUCACACGCCCUCUCUGCCCACGGCCCCUUAUGGGGGGUCAGGGGGCGGAAGCUACAACUCCCGCAAGGAGCUUCUGGGCGUUGAUGACCACCCAGAGUCCAUUUCGGGACACACGCUCCACACGGCGCUGACCUACGGUGAGCGGGUGGAGGAGUACAACGAGCGCUACGGCUACAUGAAAUCCUGGGCGGGCCUGCUGAGGAUACUGGGAUGUGUGGAGCUGCUGCUGGGCGCGGCGGUGUUCGCGUGCGUGUGUGCGUAUGUGCACAAAGACAACGAGUGGUUCAACAUGUUCGGCUACUCCUCGCCGGGCAGCGCAUACGGAGGCUACGGGGGUGGGCUUUACGGGGGGGGCAGCGGAGGAGCCUACUACUCAGGUCCUAUGACCCCGUUUGUGUUAGUGGCGGCGGGGCUGGCCUGGAUUGUGACCAUCAUAAUUCUGGUGAUGGGGAUGACUAUGUACUACCGGACCAUACUACUGGACUCCUCCUGGUGGCCCCUGACUGAGUUCACUAUAAACCUGGCACUGGCUGUGCUCUACAUGGCUGCAGCUGUGGUGUACGUCAGGGACACAACACGGGGCGGUCUCUGCUACUACCCCGUCUUCAACAAUGGCAUCAACGGGGCUUUCUGCCGCACCGAGGCAGGACAGACCGCUGCCAUCAUCUUUCUGUUCGUCACCAUGGUUGUCUACCUGAUCGGGGCCAUGGUUUGUCUGAAGCUCUGGAGGCACGAGCAGGCACGCAUGCACCGGGAGAAGUAUGGCCAGGAGAUGCAUACAACAGAUUUCCCUGGCUCGCGGUCUUUGAUGAUGGUUCAUGGACCCAGGGUCCCAGAGCAAAAUAAUGGUUCUAGUGUGGUUCCCAUCCAGGCUGUGGUACCCAAGGCAGUGCCACGUAAGGUUCUACAGGGGUCUAUCCCCUCUGGACACAUCCCCAAACCUGUCAUCCUGCCUGACUACAUAGCCAAGUACCCAACCAUCCGCACAGACGAUGAGCGUGACCAAUACAGGGCAGUGUUCAAUGACCAGUACUCUGAGUAUAAGGAGCUACAUGCCGAAGUGCAGGCCACAACCAAGAAGUUUGACGAGCUGGACGCCAUGAUGCGCACCCUACCGCACCACCCCAACAGCCAGAUGGAGUAUGACCGCAUAAACAAGAUCCUUCAGGAGUACCAGAGAAAGAAAAAUGACCCUACAUUCCUGGAGAAGAGAGAGCGCUGUGAGUACCUGAAGAACAAAUUGUCCCACAUCAAACAAAAGGUCCAAGAGUACAACAAGAUCAUGGAGUGGAACGACGGCUACGGAUAAACUCUUAUGUCCGAUCUGCGAACUUACUGUGAAUUAAACUGAUACAGAGAGA